AUUCCAGACUGUACGUGGUGGCGGUCAUUCCACACGAACUCGUGUUUGAGUCGUUAUCGCCGUUGCUGCCAACUGGACUUGGCUCUUGAUCGUACCGGAGCACAAGGCUUGGGACCGCCGUGACUAGUUACUCAACUUGAGGCUCAGCUCAAACUUCAAACUCUGCGCCAUUCACUCUGCAGCCAUGUAUAUGCUAACAUCCGCGCCGUAAUUGAAAGCACCCCGCUCAUUUGACCGAGCCAUGAACUGUCUGGUGCCUUUGUUCAUCAUUGCUCUCAUCACCGUCUGUACCUUGGAAGCAAGUGCAGCUACCCUCGAAGACUGGCGAUCCCGGACAAUCUAUCAAGUCAUCACAGAUCGUUUCUCUCGAAGCGAUGGAUCCACAACCGCACCUUGUGAUGUCGUGAACGGCAGAUAUUGCGGUGGAUCUUGGAAAGGCAUCACCAACAAGCUAGACUACAUCCAAGGGAUGAACUUCGAUGCCAUCUGGAUAUCACCUGUUGUGGAACAGCUUCCCCAGGAGACCAUCGACGGCGACGCUCACAUGGGCUAUUGGGCACAAGACCUCUACGCACUCAAUCUCAAUUUCGGCACUGCUGAUGACCUCCACGAGCUCAUUGCUGAGGUACAUCGACGUGGCAUGUACUUGAUGUUGGACAUUGUUGUCAACCACAUGGCAUAUGCUGGUCCGGCAUCGGCAGUCGAUUACAGGGUGUUCAAUCCUUUCAAUGAUGCGAAGUAUUUUCACUCAUACUGCCCAGUCAAUGGCAAUACAAACCAGACCGAAGUCGAGGUCUGCUGGAUGGGCAGCAGCGCAGUCUCCCUGGUCGAUCUGCGUACCGAAGACAGGGCUGUCAGAGACAUGUGGGGAAAAUGGAUCUCCGAGAUGGUCUCCAACUACUCAAUUGACGGCCUCCGCAUCGAUACGGCUGUCAAUGUCGAGCCCGAUUUCUUUGCCAGGUUCCUCAGAGCUGCAGGGGUCUUCGCUACAGGCGAGACGAUGUUUGGCGACAACAGCAUGGUAUGUCGCUGGGCUGACACCAUUGGCUCGAUUUUGAACUAUCCAAUAUACUAUACUCUCAUGAGAGCUUUCGGAAGCACAAGUGGUAACCUUAACGACCUCAUCACUACCAUAUACACGACCAGGGAGAACUGCGAAGAUACCACAGCAUUCGGCACCUUCUCCGAGAACCACGACGUCACGAGAUUUACGGAAUUAACGAACGACACGGCACAAGCGAAAAACGUCCUGGCAUUUACCAUCAUGUUCGACGGUAUCCCAAUCAUAUAUCAGGGUCAAGAACAGCAUAUGGCGGGGAAAAUCUCGCCGCAUACAAAUAGAUCACCACUCUGGACCACAGAAUUCGACACAGACGCAGCGCUCUACAAACAUAUCGCUACCUUGGUACUCGCCAGGCAACACUUUCUACUGGCCGAAGACGAUUACAUCAAGUCAGCGACAGAGGUCAUAUAUCAAGACUACCACACAAUGGCUCUACGCAAGGGCGUGAGCGACAAGCAGGUGAUCACCGUUCUCAACAAUGAUGGUGAAGCUACCGGUGACUUUGAGAUCGACCUUUUAGCGCACGGACUUGCAUUUGGAACUCAAGUCAUGGAGGUGCUUACUUGUACUAAUCUCACAGUCAGCCCAGUAGGUGUGCUGAAAGUCCCUAUGGGCAAAGGCUUGCCCAAAAUCCUGUAUCCGAGUGAAUACAUGAGCAACUCAGGACUUUGUGGAAUGGGCGACCCUCUGCCGAAGCCCACCACCACGGGCACCACUUCACAGCCAGCAGCACCAACAUCUACGAGUUCUGAACCAGAUAACUCUGGCACAAGAAGUGCCUGCACUGCUCAAUCGUCAAUGCCGGUCCUAGCAAUAGCACUAUCGAUUCUGCUGACAUCCUCCGGAGGUUUCGCCUACUUCUUGGAAACAUGA
Molecule: messenger RNA, 1936 nt
Organism: Cercospora beticola
Lineage: Eukaryota; Fungi; Ascomycota; Dothideomycetes; Mycosphaerellales; Mycosphaerellaceae
Product: alpha-amylase
Biological process (GO): carbohydrate catabolic process
Molecular function (GO): alpha-amylase activity; calcium ion binding
Source: RefSeq, a predicted model, not a curated record